Messenger RNA from Drosophila hydei, 2190 nucleotides. RefSeq lists its product as uncharacterized. NCBI's taxonomy places the organism in Eukaryota, Metazoa, Arthropoda, Insecta, Diptera, Drosophilidae. Gene Ontology annotation, biological process: positive regulation of DNA-templated transcription. Bases 283 to 2019 code for a protein of 578 amino acids. Gene Ontology annotation, molecular function: protein binding; transcription coactivator activity. The record is from RefSeq and is a predicted model, not a curated record. Gene Ontology annotation, cellular component: nucleus. The transcript is spliced from 6 exons.
GUUCGACCAUUUUUUUUGCGUGUAUGUAGUUUUAAUUGUGCUGGUCGAGAAAAAUUGUGUAAAAGGUCCAUGAAAACGUCGCAAAUACAACGAAAAAGUGUAGUGCUGUGCACUAAACGCUUUUGCGUAUUAAAUACAAUACAAAAAACAAUGUACACACAAUAAUUCCAUUGAAUAAAACGGCAUUUGUCCAUCAAAGCGGAUAUAGCCUGUUCCUCAAAACACUUUGUUACAAACAACUUUUGGAGAUAAACAACUGACUGCACUUGCUGUUAGUUCGCUAUGGUCUCAACGCGCCAAAUGUGCGGUAGUGCUGGUGUCGCCGGUGGCUACGAUGAGACGCCAAUGGCAACUCGUGCCACAGUGGUGCGUCGCACCACACAUUAUCAGCACCAUCAAAAUCAGCAGCAGCAAGCGCAGCUGCAACAACAUCAGAUUGCCCCCAUCGCGCCCGUUUUGAAUUUUCUGGACUUGCCCACGGAACUGAUCAUCAAAACGCUCGGCUACUUGGAUUAUAAGAAAAUCAGCAAUUUAAGAUUGGUGUCAAAUCGCAUGAACGACAUUUGCAUGAAUAUGUUGAAUGCGGCAUUCGCGAAGCAAAUUAAGACCACUUUCAAUCGCUUUCAAUCGAUAAAGUCGAGUAUGCCGCGUCGCGAGUCAGCUCGCCGGCAUCAUCCAUUGGCCUGCGAAUGUGACAUUAUCGAGACUUGCUAUAUGCGACUUUCAUUGCUCCAAAUGUCUAUGGGCAAGCACAUCGAGCGUGGCCAUUGCUGUUUCUUUCCGGGUGCCAUUUUAGAUGAGGUACACUCGAUUUUGAACUAUAUCAGUAUUACGCCACGCUUGCAGCGUCCCUAUCGUGUCACCGAUGAACUCUUUGAUCUCUCCACCAUGGCCAUGGAGUACUUUAAGGAUCGAAUUGAGCCUACGCUGCCUGGCUUGGCCUACUUCAACAAGGACUUUUUUCAAUUGCCCGUUACCACUAAGCGGCCUACCUUAGCUAUUAGCUCAGAUCUCUCGGACAGUUCGAAUAACUCACCACCUCAGAACCACAUGGUGUUGCGUAAGGGUAUACGCAAGAUCAAGCAGGGCAUGAAGAUGUACAAUAAUCAGCUAUCGGUGCUGCGCACCGAGCUACGAAACUGUAAACGCAAAUCCGCAGAGCAGAGCAAACAGCUUGCUGAACAGCAAAAUCUUUUGGCGGAUCAUCAGAAGCAGACGCUCGAAUAUGCUAAUCGUCUGGACGAGAACGACAAGAAGAAUGAGGAAAUGGCACGAAAAUUUUCCACAUUGUUGCAGGAACUCAACAAGUGCAAAACCGAGCUACAGUUCUGGCGCUCUAAGAGCCCUGCCAUACCAUCGGUGUGCAGUUCAUGUAAUUUGAAGGUGACUCCAGUUCUACCGCACGAGGAUUUCAAGGCGCUGGUCAACCAGGGUGUUGAUCCGGAUAACAUAAUCAUAAUCAACGCUGAGACCGAGCCCGAAGAGACGAUUGGGGGCAAUGUGGACGACAGUGAGCUAACCGCGGGCGUUGCGAAUUCAUUUGCCUUGCCAGAUGAAGCAACCACAGCAAAGCUGUUGGCCGUAAAUACGGCUGCCAAAAAUCUUAAACGUAAAUAUGCGGCAACGAUGCUGGACAACGAAAUCGCUGCAACGUCCAAUAUAAUUGCGUCCAAUGCGACAACGUCGUCUCAGGAUAUAAGAAGCCAACAUGUCGACGGUAGCGGAAACUGUGGCUAUUCGACAAAACUAUUUUAUGGCAAUCAUCAACGCAGCGGCGUAAUUGUGAGUCCAGUGUCCAUUAAAUUAGUGCCAAUGCUGCACCGUAACGACAAUGAACUGGAAAAAGGAAAGGAGCAACAGUUGCAAUUGCUCCAGCCAAUCAAUAACGAAUCAAUUGAAGCAACUCCUGAAUCCCAUUUGAACCCUGUAGUUUUCAUGGAGCAAAUGGAGGCGAAGAAGGCACGUAGAGUACAAAAGGCCAAUAGGUGUUUAAAUGCAUCUGGCAAACGCAGUAAAUAAGCAUAAAACAUAUACAAAUUAAAUUUUUUACUACUUAUACAUACACAUAUAUAUUUACAUAUAAAAGUCGCGCACACACAUCCAGCAGACACGCAGCCUAAAGCUUGUCUGAGUCUGCCUGUGUGCUUGUGCGCAAAGUAGUGUUAAAAAGCAAAAACAACAACAACAGAG